CGUUGAAACACCCUGUUCUGAAUGUCAAAAGUACCUUCAUGUAUGUAUGUGUGUGUGAUUAUCGAUUUUUGUGUUAACUGUCAGCUGUCAAGUGGGCAAAAGUUUUUUGUUGGGAGAAAAAAAACUUUAUUAACGAAUACGGAAAAAUGAUUAACGCCGUGUCGCGUGCUUAUUUGCGUGCCAGCUCCCAUGCUGUUCCCAAUGGUUUGAAACCUGCCGCCCUCACUGCGGUCCAGGGUAAGAGAACUGUGGUGCCUGAGAAUUCGGAAAAGAAGGCUCCUUGUGGCAAUACCAGAGCUUCGACAGUCCUCACAACUGUCCAACAAGUUCGUUUGGCCCACACUGACUUGCAAGCUCCCGACUUUUCGCCCUACCGUCGUGACUCGGUCAAGGAUGUUAAUCGCAAAAAUACCACCGCCGAAGAACGCAAGGCCUUCUCCUACAUGUUGGUUGGUGCUGGUGCCGUCGGCAGUGCCUAUGCCGCCAAGGGUUUGGUCACCGCUUUCGUUAGCUCCAUGAGCGCAUCUGCUGAUGUCUUGGCUAUGGCUAAGAUUGAAAUCAAAUUGUCUGAUAUUCCUGAAGGCAAGUCUGUUACCUUCAAAUGGCGUGGUAAGCCAUUGUUCAUUCGUCACCGUACCGCUAGUGAAAUCGCCACUGAACGCGGUGUACCCACAGCCACUUUGCGUGAUCCUCAAACCGAUGAUCAACGUGUGCAAAAGCCUGAAUGGUUGGUUGUCAUCGGUGUCUGCACACAUUUGGGUUGUGUACCCAUUGCCAAUUCCGGUGAUUUCGGUGGCUACUAUUGCCCAUGCCACGGUUCUCACUACGAUGCCUCUGGUCGUAUCCGUAAGGGACCUGCUCCAUUGAAUUUGGAAGUACCCGCUCAUGUAUUCCCCGAUGAAGGUACCUUGGUCGUUGGUUAAAUGACUAAAUGAAAUACCGUAUUCUUCAGUCUGUAAGCUUAGACCCGAAAUAUAACAACAUCCUAGCAAAAAAUGUCAUAACAACUGGAAAGAUCCACGUCCAGGAUAUGUUCACAAUUAAUGUUAUAGUUAAAUGAAUGAAAAACCAAAUAAAAAAAAACAGUAAAACAUUAACCACACAAGAGAAAUUGUGAUCGAAACAAAACAACAAACAAAAAUCUUAAACGUCUUUAAUAAUAAUAUGGAUAAUUUUCCAAUACGAUAAAAACA
Musca domestica (house fly) is the source of this 1193-nucleotide messenger RNA. Its product is annotated as cytochrome b-c1 complex subunit Rieske, mitochondrial. The transcript has 4 exons. Gene Ontology annotation, cellular component: membrane. The record is from RefSeq and is a predicted model, not a curated record. Lineage: Eukaryota; Metazoa; Arthropoda; Insecta; Diptera; Muscidae. Gene Ontology annotation, biological process: mitochondrial electron transport, ubiquinol to cytochrome c. The coding region runs from base 147 to 923 and encodes 258 amino acids. Gene Ontology annotation, molecular function: quinol-cytochrome-c reductase activity; 2 iron, 2 sulfur cluster binding.